This is a messenger RNA of Lachancea meyersii CBS 8951, 645 nucleotides long. The record is from the annotation of a GenBank genome assembly. Lineage: Eukaryota; Fungi; Ascomycota; Saccharomycetes; Saccharomycetales; Saccharomycetaceae.
AUGGCUAGCCACUUCACACCUAUUCCAGAGGCUUUAGAAGCCUUCAAGCAGAACAAGUUCUUGAUGGUUUUGGAUGACGAAGGCCGGGAAAACGAAGCAGAUCUUAUUUGUGCGGCCGAAAACAUUACACAGGAGCAAAUGGCGUUUUUGGUGCGGUACUCUUCCGGGUACGUGUGUGCUCCUGUGAGCAACAGCGUAGCAGACAGAAUCGACUUGCCUCUGAUGCGUGAGAUGAACGUUAAAUCGUCGAGAGACGACCGUCACGGCACUGCAUACACCAUAACAUGCGAUUUCGCAGACGGAACUACUACAGGAAUUUCCGCUCACGAUCGAGCACUGACCUGUCGCAAGCUGGCAGACGCUGCGACAAAACCAUCCGACUUUCUAAAACCGGGACAUAUCGUGCCUCUGAGAGCCGUCGACGGCGGUGUGCUGCAGAGGGACGGCCACACCGAGGCAGCAGUCGAUCUGUGUAAGCUCUCGGGUAAAGCCCCUGUGGGCGUUAUUUGCGAGUUGGUACGGGACGAGGACGGAUUGAUGAUGAGACUAGACGACUGCAUCAAAAUGAAGCAGCAAUUUGGCAUCGACAUUAUUACCAUUGAGCAACUCAAGGACUAUUUGUUGCAGAACCAGCAGUCGCAGUAA